Messenger RNA from Fimicolochytrium jonesii, 2196 nucleotides. RefSeq lists its product as uncharacterized. Gene Ontology annotation, molecular function: peptidase activity. The record is from RefSeq and is a predicted model, not a curated record. Lineage: Eukaryota; Fungi; Chytridiomycota; Chytridiomycetes; Spizellomycetales; Powellomycetaceae. Gene Ontology annotation, biological process: proteolysis. The coding region runs from base 219 to 1871 and encodes 550 amino acids. The transcript is spliced from 6 exons.
CGAAUAUCGGCUCUCCCGGCCGUUAUGUCCGUUUCCACCAGCAUUUCACCAAAGCUCCCAGCAGCUGGUCGGAGUGUGCCUGACCGCAGCCAGCCUGACCUGACCAUAGCAGCCAUGGCUGACCAUCAUGUGCGACGGUUGUGUUUCGCGAGAUGCGAGAUUAGUGGAGACGUCCCAAGGGCAUCCUGAUCAACGCGGUCGUCAAGCCGUCUGAUCAAAUGGGCGUGGAGGGUCCGCCUGCUGUCUAUAUAACUGUUAAGUGGAACGCACCCACGGCCACGUCGAAAGCCCUGCCCAACUUCCACCCUGCCACUUCAAAGUCAUCGCCCCCGUCGUUCAUGCUCUCCCUCUUCUGCAACCCAAAGCAGCAACGGCCAACCAUGUCUGCUGCCCCUCAAACCGUCGUCCCAAAGGACCUCAAGAGCGACCUGGCGUCCCUCGACAAGCUCUUCGCCUACGUUGACGCCAACAAAGACUUUUACGUUCAGCGUCUUGCAGAAGUCGUUGCUAUUCCUUCCGUCAGUGGAGAGGCCGCCAGGAGGAAGGAUGUUGUUAGGAUGGGCGAGUGGCUCGUCGCCGAGCUGAAGACCUUGGGAGCCACCGUCUCGACGCACAUCCCUGGCACACAGGAAUUAGAAGGCCAAACCCUCGACUUGCCCCCAAUUGUCCUUGGACAGUACGGUGCUGACCCUAAGAAAAAGACCGUGCUCGUGUACGGACACUACGAUGUGCAGCCUGCGUUCAAGGAGGACGGAUGGAAGACGGACCCAUGGACGCUGGUGGAGGCCGCUGACGGCAGGCUGUACGGGCGUGGUUCUACCGACGACAAAGCCCCCAUCCUCGGUUGGCUGUGGGUUAUCGAAGCCCACAAGAAGCUUGGCGUCGAAUUCCCUGUCAACUUGAAAAUGUGCUUCGAGGGCAUGGAGGAGUCCGGCUCUGAAGGUCUGGACGAGUUCAUCUACAAGGAAGCCAAGGGCGAGUUCUUUGGCGAUGUCGACUGUGUGUGCAUCAGUGACAACUACUGGCUCGGCACAACGAAGCCUUGCAUCACCUACGGUCUCCGCGGUAUCUCUUACUACAUGCUUGAGAUCUCUGGUCCCGGAAAGGACCUUCACUCUGGCGUGUUUGGCGGAACCGUCCACGAGCCCAUGACCGACCUCGCCAUCAUCUUCAGCAAGCUUGUUUCCCCCAACGGCAAGAUUCUCAUCCCUGGCAUCUACGACUCGGUCGUCGCCGUCACCGCCGACGAAGACAAGCUGUACGACAGCCUGGAUUUUACCCUCAACGACCUGCACGAGGCCAUGGACUCGAAAGUCACCAUUCACAACAAGGAGAAGGACGCUCUCAUGGCCCGCUGGAGGUUCCCCUCUCUGUCGCUGCACGGUAUCGAGGGUGCGUUCCACUCCUCUGGAAGCAAGACCGUUAUCCCCGCGAAGGUUGUUGGCAAGUUCUCCAUCCGGUCCGUGCCCAACAUGGAGCCCGAGGAGAUCAACAGGCUCGUGAAGAAGUUUGUCGACGAGGAGUUUGCCAAGUUGGGUUCCAAGAACACGAUCAAGCUUGACUGCUCUCACGGUGGAAAGUGCUGGGUCGCUGACACCAACCAUUACAACUAUGUCGCCGCGGAAAAAGCUACCGAGCGCAUCUGGAAAGUCAAGCCCGAUUACACCCGUGAAGGCGGCUCCAUCCCCGUCACGCUCACCUUCCAAGAAGCCCUCAACCGCAGCGUGCUGCUUCUGCCCAUGGGCACCGCCGCCGACGGCGCCCACUCGAUCGAUGAGAGCAUCCCGACCAAGAACUAUGUCGAGGGGAUCAAGCUUUUGGGGACUUACCUCCACGAGAUCGCCGCCGCCACCGCCACCACCACCGCCUAAACCCCAUCUCAACCCCAUCUUCCCAAUCACGACCAUCCGCCUCCCACAGCGGCAACUCAACCAAAGACAUAUGAAAGGCCCUCACAUGCCCCUCGUGUAUCUCCCACAUUCCGACACGCCAAGACUCCAUUGUAGCAUAGGUUUUGCACAUAUGUAGCGAUUAGUUAUCCCAUGUACAGGAGCAUAUGAUUCACAUAGCAUUACGGCGUGGAGAUCGCUUUAUCGUGUAGGUUGUCCCCUCACGUUGGACGUGGAUUGAAUAGACACCUCUUGCUUUUGAAUCGUCUCAACAAUUGCUUUUUGCCGCCGAGGCGCCUGAUCAUUC